This is a messenger RNA of Girardinichthys multiradiatus, 1524 nucleotides long. Its product is annotated as cystatin-B-like. The transcript has 3 exons. Bases 109 to 414 code for a protein of 101 amino acids. Gene Ontology annotation, cellular component: cytosol. The record is from RefSeq and is a predicted model, not a curated record. Gene Ontology annotation, molecular function: cysteine-type endopeptidase inhibitor activity. NCBI's taxonomy places the organism in Eukaryota, Metazoa, Chordata, Actinopteri, Cyprinodontiformes, Goodeidae.
UGGAGCUAUACAGUCAGGGCUCCUGCUGAAUUCCUCUGUGAAUGACACACACUAACUGGUUUACCACAUCUCUGUUGUUUUAUUUCUGUUUAUGCUACAAAAACUGUCAUGGAGGUAAGGCGUGGAGGAAUAUCCUCUGAGACAAAGGAUGCUGAUGAAAAUGUUCAGCAGAUCUGUGAUAAAGUGAAGCCUCAUGUGGAAGAGAAAGCAGGGAAGACCUAUGAUGUUUUCACAGCCAAGAGCUACAAGACUCAGACUGUAGCUGGAACAAACUACUUCAUUAAGGUUUACAUCGGCGGAGAUGAUCAUAUUCACCUCCGUGUUUGGAAAAAACUCCCAUGUUAUGGAGGAGAAGUUGAGCUGAGCAACAUGCAGGUCUCCAAGAGCCACCAUGACCCCAUUGAGUACUUCUAAAAAGAUUCACAGUGUAGGCAAAGAUACGAUGGCCGGCAGUGAAGACAUCAAAUCUUCAAUAAAUAGCGAUUGUAGUUCAAAGUGCACCUUACGCAUCUGUAAAAUACAGGCAUCAGGUCUUGUGUAAACUGUUUACUCCUCUGUAUCUAUGAAAUAUCACUUAGAGGAAAUCUUUAAGUUAACUCCUGCACAUCAUAUGUAUUACAAUGUCCUUCCUUCUUAAGGAUUAAACAUAUGAAUUUGUAAGCAGUUUGUAAUUCCCGAUUUUUACCAUUAGUCACAACUCUGUUGCAUCUUGUGACUGAUGUUCCUCCUUUUUCUGCAUGCAAUACUCCCAAUAAUAUGCUAAAUGUUGACAUGUGUCUCUGCAGCUGCUGUUCAAAAGCAUAUUGUAUACAUUGAACAUAUAUAAAUAGCAUGCAGCUUUAGCAGGGUUAUUCUUCUUUCGCAUAAUAAAUCUAACAACUCCUAUAACGUGAAAAUAAUCAAUUUCUUUACAGUUGGUCAGUUGUAAGAAUGUGUGAUGGCAUUCAAUGUGAAUGCACAGCAAACAUACAUUAUUUUUAAAGAGCCUGGCAGAGGUUAAAUGCUGACAUUAAGGAGUGUGUUAUUUAAUCACAUAGGUCUGCCAGAAAGCUUUAAAACACACUAAUGCGAUAUACUCUACUAUAUUGUCUCUUUAAAUGUUUGGUAACAGAAAAAAAAACUGCCGCUUUAAGUGAAAAUAGUUUUCUUUGGAUUCAGUUCAAACUACUGACAUAAGUCUGUGAUCUCCUCAUCUGUUUGCAGUGCCACAUUUUUCUAAAAGCACCUCAGUCACUGUGUAAUAAUAGUCUGACAAUUUUUAAGGUGUAACAAUUUUUUUUUAUUUGUUUAUAUGCUAUCCUAAUUCACAUUAAGAUGUAUUGCUAGUUAAAAACCAUGAACAGGACUGUUUCCAGAUAAGUUGCAUAAAGUAAUGUUCAAUUCAGUCCAAUUCAAUAUCUGUAACUGAAUUAGAGAACCAAGGCAGCUUGGUUCCCUAAUGCAGCAUAUAGCUUCUGUCAAAAUUAUGUUACACACACACUGUCUGCUGGAAAAUACAGAUUAAAUUGAGACAUUUUACCUGAA